Messenger RNA from Indicator indicator, 3567 nucleotides. It is a transcript of the gene ARID5B, whose product is annotated as AT-rich interaction domain 5B. Gene Ontology annotation, molecular function: transcription cis-regulatory region binding. Gene Ontology annotation, biological process: regulation of transcription by RNA polymerase II. Gene Ontology annotation, cellular component: nucleus. The coding region runs from base 1 to 3567 and encodes 1188 amino acids. The record is from RefSeq and is a predicted model, not a curated record. The transcript is spliced from 9 exons. NCBI's taxonomy places the organism in Eukaryota, Metazoa, Chordata, Aves, Piciformes, Indicatoridae.
AUGCCGCUGCCGUGUUGUUGUUCCCCGCAGUGGGUCGGCGCCCCGUGCGGCUCGCACGGCCCCUACGUCUUCUACAGGGCGUUCCGCUUCCAGCACCGUGGCGGCGGCCGGGCGCGGGUCCUCUCCCUCGGCGACUUCUUCUUCGUGCGGUGCCGCGCGGAGGAGCCUGCCUGCAUCGCGGAGCUGCAGCUGCUCUGGGAAGAGCGCACCAGCCGGCAACUUCUCUCCAGCGCCAAACUUUAUUUUCUCCCCGAGGACACCCCCCAGGGCAGGACCAGUGACCAUGGCGAGGAUGAAGUUAUUGCUGUUUCAGAGAAAGUUACUGUGAAGCUUGAGGACUUGGCAAAAUGGGCACAGUCCGAUUUCUCCAAGUGGAAGUGUGGUUUCCGGGCUGAGCCGGUCAAGCUGAUGGAUGUAGGGAAGAAUGGGCAGAAGGAAGCCUUAAUGAGAUACAGGCAAUCCACACUCAACAGUGGCUUGAACUUCAAAGACAUCCUGAAGGAAAAAGCGGACCUUGGUGAGGAUGAUGAAGAUUCAAACCUGCUCAUUCUCAGCUACCCACAGUAUUGUCGAUACCGUUCUAUGUUAAAGCGCAUCCAGGACAAGCCUUCUUCAAUACUAACAGACCAGUUUGUUUUAGCCUUGGGAGGAAUUGCAGUAACAAGCAAGAACCCCCAAAUCUUCUACUGUCGGGAUACGUUUGAUCAUCCUACACUAAUAGAAAAUGAAAGUAUAUGUGAUGAGUUUGCGCCAAAUCUUAAAGGCAGACCACGCAAAAAGAAGCCUUGCCCACAGAGAAGAGAUUUGUUAAAUGGCAUUAAGGAUUCCAACAAUAAUUCUGAAAGCAAAGCUGUUGCCAAGGUAAAAUGUGAGGCUAAGUCAGCUUUGCCCAAACCCAAGAGUAACAACAGCAACUGUAAAAAAGGCUCAAGUGAGGAUAAAUCAAAGAUUGCCGUAGGUGAAGAAUGCCGAGCUGAUGAGCAGGCUUUCCUUGUGGCUCUUUAUAAAUAUAUGAAAGAAAGGAAAACACCAAUUGAACGAAUACCCUAUUUAGGUUUUAAGCAGAUUAACCUUUGGACUAUGUUUCAAGCUGCUCAAAAACUGGGAGGAUAUGAAACAAUAACAGCCCGUCGACAAUGGAAACAUAUUUAUGAUGAAUUAGGUGGUAACCCUGGAAGCACAAGUGCUGCUACAUGCACUCGCAGACAUUAUGAAAGAUUAAUCCUGCCAUAUGAAAGAUUUAUUAAAGGAGAGGAAGAUAAGCCACUACCUCCAGUGAAACCUCGAAAACAGGAUAACAGUUCCCAGGAGAGUGAAGCAAAAACAAAAGUGUCUGGAACAAAACGCAUCAAAAAUGAAAACCAAAAGAGCAAGAAGGAAAAAGAUAAUGCACAGAAACCCCAAGAUGCAUCUGAGAUAUCAUCAGAACAAGAAAAGGAUCAAGAGUCAGCAGACCAUAAAAAUAUUCCCGAGCAUCCUACAGUGGGAGAGAUGAAACUACCUGUACAAGGCCCUCCAGCUCUUCCACCAGAUACAUCUCAGACAGUGCCUCUGGAAAAGACAGACCUGGCAGAAAACAGCACGAGCAGCGAGAAAACCAAAGAGGAAGUUCAGCACUCAUCCUCUUUCUCAAGUAUAUCUGUGUCCCCAGAAGAAGACACGGUGCUGGAUACCACCAUCACAAAACGAUUACACUCCCCAGCAGAUGACCUCGAAGAUACAAAGGCUGAACUGAGACUACAUAAAGCUUUUAAUGACAGCAUAGAAAGUGAACCUUCAGAAAUGCCCUUCACGGCUUUCCCGGUUCAGCUGCCCCCUCAGAGCGACACAGAAGAUGACAAAUUGCCAGAGAUGGCUGAUUACAUCGCAAACUGCACAGUCAAAGUGGACCAGCUGGGAAACGAAGAUAUCCACAACGCACUAAAGCAAACACCCAAAGUACUGGUAGUCCAGAACUUCGACAUGUUCAAGGAGAAGGAGCUGCCCGGGUCCCUGAAUGAUGACUCCACUUUUGGUUAUACACCACUGCUCUACUCAAAGGGUAAUCCAGGCAUCAUGUCACCCCUGGCAAAGAAGAAGCUGCUGUCGCAGGUCAGCGGGGCAGCCCUAUCGUGUAGCUAUCCUUACGGUUCUCCUCCACCUUUGAUAAGCAAAAAGAAACUGAACAGCAGAGAUGAACUGUCCUCAGGCAUAUCGCAAGGUCCCCAUGCCCCUAAUUCUGAUCCUGUAGCAAUCAAUAGGCCCUCAGUCAUACAACACGUGCAGAGUUUUAAAACCAAGGAAGAAAGGAAAUCAAUUAACAACAUUUUUAAACAUGACAUGCUAAGUAAACCGGAUCUUCAGCGCUGUGAUUUUUCCAAACAUCACCUCAGUUCUCUUGCCGAUUCAUAUGUACCGAAGAUGGAUAUCCAGGACUGCAAAGAUAAAAUGAGUGAGAAAAGGGCACUGCAACACUCCCAUGUGCCCACUUUCUUGGCAGAUUUUUAUUCAUCACCUCAUCUGCACAGCCUUUAUAGGCACACAGAACACCACCUUAAUAAUGAACAGACAUCAAAGUACCUCCCCCGGGACAUGUUCAGAGAAUCUGAAAAUACUUCUAAUUUUACUCAACACAAACACCAAGAAAAACGAAGUUUAAAUUAUUGCCCAUCAUUGCAUCCGCAAGAAAAAAAGGCAGCGGUGGAGGCCUCUUCAGAUGAUCAGCCAACAGAUUUGAGUCUUCCAAAGAGCAUACACAAACAGACUGCAAAGGCUCCAGGCUCCAGCCUCCCUCAUUCAUCCAUGGUCCAGCAAGAAAGCAAAGGCAUCUCCCUAUUCCAAGCUGCAAGCAGCCCAGCAGUGAGCCUAGAUUGUAACCCCAAAGCCUGCCGUGUGUCCCCCAUGGCCAUGACGGCUCCAAAAAAACACAGUGAGUUACUCCACAGAUCUGGGAAGCAGCAGGCCCAGAGGCUGGAGAAUCUGAGGAAGAUGGAGGGGAUGGUGCAUCCUAUAAUCGGCCGCAGAACGAGCCCUCAAAACGUGGGGGCUGCCCGGCCCUUGAAACGGAGCCUGGAGGAUUUGGACAAAGUUAUUUCUGAAAAAAAGAUCCGAGCUGUCUCUCCUAUGCACUUACCAAAGGAGACCUCGGCAAAAGACAAGGUUCUCGACCCAGAGGGAGAAGGCAGCAAGCCAGUGCAUGGCCCCCAUUCUGGCAGCAUGCUAGAAAGCCACAAAUUUCCCCUUUCAGGCCCCAUCUUCCCAGGCUUGUACCCAGGAAGCCUGUGCACAGGGCUGAACAGUCGCCUGCCACCUGGGUAUUCUCAUCCCCUGCAGUACUUGAAAAAUCAGACCGUGCUCUCCCCACUAAUGCAGCCAUUGGCUCUUCACUCCUUUAUGGUGCAGAGACAAUUCCUCACAUCCCCUGCAAAUUCUCAGCAACUGUACAGACACUUAGCUGCAACAACACCUGUAGGAAGUUCCUACGGUGACCUUUUGCAUAACAGCAUUUAUCCUUUAGCUGCUAUAAACCCUCAAGCUGCGUUCCCACCUUCCCAGCUAUCCUCUGUACAUCCCAGCACAAAACUGUAA